Molecule: messenger RNA, 639 nt
Organism: Trichomonas vaginalis G3
Lineage: Eukaryota; Parabasalia; Trichomonadida; Trichomonadidae
Product: DNA/RNA polymerases family
Exons: 1
Source: RefSeq, a predicted model, not a curated record
AUGAGGUUGCAAGAACUUCAAGAUGCUAUAAACAAACUUCCAUUGAGACAUCCAAUUGACGUCAAAUUGUAUUGGAGAGCAUCUGAGUUAGGUCAGAAGGUUUUAUAUGAAACAGGUUGCUUCGACGAUGUUUAUGAGAUAACAGGAGAAGUUUCUCAGAAGAUAAGAGACUCACUUGAAUUUCCACAAACUGGACCAAUUGGUUGCGACAAGUUCGACUCAGAUGAAAAGAUAUACUAUGUCGACCUUAACGCUGCAUACAUGAGGUUUGUCCAAUAUAUUCCGACUGGAAUUCCAAACGAAGAUGGUGAGUUCCCGGGAAGGAACUAUACAGUUGGAAAAGUCAUACAACAACUGUAUGAUAUUAGGAAAGCUUCAAACCCCAAACUUGCAAUGACACUCAAAUUGCUUAUGAAUUCGACAUGGGGAUAUUCCAUUAAGAAACCUCAAGAGAUGAAGAGUAAACAUUAUGAGAAGGUCGACAACUUUGUUGAAAGGUUUUCUCCUUUUGUUUUGAAGUACGAAUUCACUCAAGGUCAAAGUGGCUUAGUAACCACAUUAAAACCUAUUGUCGAACAUUGGUCUUACCCUCAGUUCGCAAAGGCAGUCCUUGACAACUACAACAAAUUCUUCUCCGAA